GUCUUUCUUUCUCUCCUCGAAGAAACUCAUCUGCGGGCUUCAACUCUUUUCGGCUGACACCACAGCCACCUUCUUCUUCACUUUCGUCUUUCCCCCUCAGCUCGCGACCUGUCUUGGCUGCUUUUAUUUGACACCCCGUAAGACGUCUCGACACACCGCCGGUUCCCGCAAUCAACUCCCUGCGUCGAGUUUUUUCCUGCGUGAAAUUGGAGAAAAAGCUUUUUCAAAGGAAUUAUUGCAUGCGCCUUCUCGCUCUAAACAUCUUCUGCGGAACUUGCAGCCAACCUAAAAAGCGGCUUGGCAAGACACAACCCCGCCUCCGCCGACGCGCUCCCAGUUUCUUAGUUGAGUCCCGGUGAUUUGUGUUGAGGUCCCUCGCGUCUCUCGAACUUUAGAACUUCAAGAAGGACAUAUUUCUCACAUCGCAAGUCUCCCAGCUCUUUUGCACUGCCGGCUCUCGGCUGCUGUUCUUUUUAAAUCCGGUGCCUCUGCAGAAAGGUGUCUUUGCGGCCAGCGCUUCUCUUCGCCGACUGAUUUUCUGGUUCUUUAAAGACAAGAACGAAGGCUCUGCAAAGCGUUUCAUAAGUUUCAUCUUCUCUCCAAAGCAAGACUAGGGAUUACCGCUCCCUUUUUCACUUUGAACGAGACUCAGGCGAAUCGCAGCUCGGGCUUGUCGGCCUUCGAAGGAACGUCGUUGUUAUUUUCUGCAACCUUCCUCUUGUCUGCGGAGCCUCGGUUUCUCUGUGCAUUUCCUUUCGAGACAAGCCAGACUUGCGCAAAGACGCCUACUGAAAGAAAGCGGCGAGGAUCCUUGACACCACGCUUCUCUGCUGUUUCUCCCCUUUCCUAUCUUGUGUGUCUGUAGAUAUCCCCCUGUUCGAGUGAACCACAGGAAGCAAACGUAACUUCGCUUUCACUGGUCCGUCACUUUACUCGAUUCAGUGAUCACGGUUCCCCUUCGGCUUCCCCCUCUGUUUGUCGCUUCCUCGCAAGGGUGGCUGCGCAGUUCGUCUCGCGUUUUGCCCGUUUGACGCGACGCUUUUCCGAGCUCGCUAGCAAGCGUUUCUGCGUUUCUUGAAAGGAUGGACGAAACCACGGAAGACACACAACCUGCUACGAGGGAGGUGGAGGCGAAGUCGCCUUUGACUUCUGCCUUCAGGGACGGCGAAGUGUAUCCGGCGAAAAGUGGAGUCACCGACGCAGAUCUCCGAUUCGCAAGUGGCGACAAACAGACCUGUGCUUCAUCUCGUUCGAGUUCGACGCCUUCUUCUCUUUUCGAAACUGUCAACUCGGAGACGAGACACGGUGCCUAUGAAGACCUCAGAGUACAUGUAGAAGACAACGACAGCCCACCUGAGCUCCACGCGUCUUGCGACUCUCCCCGUUUCCAGUUUCUGCCUUCUUCUCCGUCAGAUACAGCCUCUCUCCUCUCUGCUUCGCCGUCAGAGUCCUCGCCUCUCCUACAUGAAGUCGACGCCUCGGCCUGCUCCAGCUCAGAGCCGGGCGUCGGCCUCAGCCUUCGAGAAGCCGGAAGCGAGGAGACAUCCGAGGGUGAGUUCGCUUUGGGGGAACGCACGCAGCCUUCGCGCGAUGGAGGCGACAGCUCGCUCUUCAUCUCGUUUCAUCGUCUAGAACGUCCAGAAGCCUUUCCACAGGGGGACAAGCCACGAUCGCCUUCGACGCCGGAGCCUCUCGUCUUAGAUCUGCGCGCGUCGAUUCCGAAUCGAGGACCGUCUCACGAGGUCGAUCCUCCUCGGGGCAUAACGGAGACGCCCGGCUCAGAUAGACGUCGUUCUCUGUCCUCGGAAUCGCGACCUGAGUGCCCAGUUGCGGCACAGCUCCAAGGCGAAACGCCAGUAGGCGAGGAAACAGUCACUUCCGAAAAUAUCCCUGGCGAAUCAGAAGAAACACCGCAUGCAAUUGCGGCUGAGAAGAACCAACUCGCUUCGCUUCGAGCGGCUGGCCCCACCCAGCGCCUCCCCCGGAGUGCCUCUUUGCUGGGGGAAGAGUCUUUGCCCCCCGAGGUACGUCUGACAGUGAAUUUGCCGACGCAGCUGGAGGGAAAGUUCCAGCGAAUGGCGAUCUGCACGCUGCCGUGCAUGCAGACGUUCGAGGCAUCGUCUCUCCAGUUCCCUUUUUCGGUUUCUCUGCCUCUUCGUCGCGGAUUCUUCUCUCGGCCAGGGACGACCGAGGACGGCGACUCCACAGGGAGGCAAGGAGAGCAGCGAGUGGGGAGAAGAGAAGUAUCGAAAAGCCAGGUGGAGUCGAUUCAUGACCGACUCGGCGGCAGAAACGUUCGGCGGAAGAGCUUUUUAGACAGGAAAGAUGAAAAAAAAGAGGAGUCGAAACAUUUCUUUACGACUCUCAUUCGCAUUGUGGUUUUCUGUCACACGUCCAAGGCAAGUGGACUUUCUCCCCAGUGUGGACAGCCUGCCCCUCCACUGUCUGCCGUGAGUCGAGAGACUCUUGCGACUGCACCCGAGUCGGACGAGUCGCCUCUCGAAGUUGCAGCUCAAGGUGGAACUCCUCGCCUCGCUGCGUCGGCGUCGGUCCUGCCGCAGGCGACGCGACAGAAGCAUCUCAACACCGGGACUGUCGCUUACUACGUCACGGUGCCUCUGAAGGCUUUGCUUGCGAAAGGCGGAGCAGAGAGGCGAGGCACUGUCUGGCUGGCGCUGAACAGAGCUGAGGGGAAACUUGCUCCUUUAACUCCUUGGCAAAUGGACUUUUACAACGAGGGAUUUCACCGGGCGUGGAGUGCUGGGAUGGAUCUCUGCCGACCGAAAGUGUCUGUCUCCUUCGAACUCGAAAACGAAGCAGAUCCGACCCAUGUUCCGUCGCAGCAAGCGCGCGCAUGUCUCGCGAAACGCAUGCAUCAGCUCGAGAGGGAACUCGACCAGGUGUACCGACAGGCCGACGCCGAGGUCCAGCGGUACCGACAUGCGCUCAAGGCUGCGGAGGAGCAGAAGGGGAAAGUGACAUCUUUCCUUCGGGACUUUGAGUCUCCCGCUUUCAAACAGAUGGAAAGCGAAUGCGUCCGCCUCCGGAGGCACGUGAAAGAACUUGAGGAGGCUGCUCACACCACCCAAUCCGAGACACGAGCGACGAUUCAGAAACUUCAACAUGAACUGAAAACGGCACGACUUCUCCUCCGAUCAAACUCCCGUCGAAGCUUCGUCUCUCCGUCGCCUUCCCUGUCUUCCGAGCCUCACGCCACACCCCAUUCCGGUCUUCUCCAAGGCGUCUCAGGGGCGUCAAGCCCCCCAGGAGCUUCUCGAGACUCAGACCUCGCUUCUGUCCACUCGCUUGGCUCCUCAGCUUCUUCGCCGGGUCUCGCGCCGCCAUUGGCAUCUAGGUUUAGCGCGCGAUCCAUAGCGAUUUGGAGAAAGAAACUGUCUGAUCUGGAGGAGCGGAACGCGGUGGCGAAAAAGGAGAUCGAGGAGGCGGAGCGACAGAAAGAGGCUCUUCGCAUUGAACUCCACAUGGCCAGACGAAGUCUCGAGACCGAACGCCGACGAAGCCUUCUCCAGAGGAAGGCCCUCGAAGAGUGCCGCGCACAGCUAAACGCUAGUGGCCAUGCCUCCACCUUCGAUGACGUCGAAAAGAAAGACGACGUCCGGCCUGAACUCUUGCAGAAAGCGUCAUCAGAACAGAACUCCACUGUCGAGACAUCUGGAACAUCGACUGACGAAGCCAGUGAAACAGGGAAAGCCCCCAGAGGUGAGGCCCUCCGAACAGUUUCGUCGGGGCCUUCAGGUCGAGGUGUCUCCGCCGCGCCCCCGAUCCCGCCUUCUUCUCACGAGCAGCGUCUGCGGUCUCAACGGCUGUCUCUGGGUCUGCCUUCUCGGACCUCUCUGGAACCGUCGCUUUUCCACGGCGACUCGCGUCUGGGCAGACGCGGAUCUCUUGCCCGGGAGUCCUCCUUCUCCUCGCUCUUCCCUUCGCUCGCGGCCUCGCUUACCGGACCUCGCGUAGGGCCUGGGUGCGGGACGCACACUGCGAGGCGAGCAGCGAACACUCAGCGCAUGCUGCUCUCUCGAGUCUCCAAAGAAGAGAAGCAAAUGCUCCACGAACUGAAGAACGCGGCUCUGCAGGCAGUGCCUUCGCUCCAGGCCAUCGCCAAAGCGCAUGCAGUCGCUGCGAAGGAACGGCGGGAUGGGCUAGCCAAGAGGUCCCGCGCCAGACAGGCAGCGGCCGCCCAGGCCCAGAACAGCGAGAGGGGGCAAGGGGAGAAAGAAGGGGGAGACCAAGCCGAUGGAAGAACUCCAAAAUCUGUGGGACUUCGCAGAGAAGAAACAGAGUGCUCGUGGACUUCCGAGGAGGAGGACAACGGAAAUACUCGCUCGAGGUCUUCGUCGCACAGCCAGUCUCGCACGCGACCCCGUCGCCAGGUGCGAAUCUCGAGACGGGACAGACACGAAAGGUUUGCAUCAUCGGAGGAGAUGGAAGAGACUUUCAAGGGAAAAGGACUCCAGAGCAGGCAACUGCGUCGAGGCCACAAAGGCAAGCGCAGCGAGAAAGCCUCGCAUGAAGGCGAAGCCUCUGAAUCCGAGGACCGAUCCGAGAAUGCAUCCAUCACUGACGGCCUCAAGCGACGCCUGACCCGGCCGACCGUCUCCUGCCGCGGACAGGGUAAGAGAACCGGACUUCCCAAACGCCCCGUCACCCUCGCUCCUGUCUCCGACGCGUCUGGGCCAGCCGCCUGUGAAGCGAAAGUCUCGCCUGGCAAUCUGACCGGAAGUGCACGGAGUUCGCUGGGGUCGAGUGGCGGCUCUCAGCCCCUGGCCUCUCGCGACGAAUCCCUCCAAGCUUGCAUGGAGGCCGCCGGCGGCAGGGGGACUCUGCGGCUCUCCAUUCAGAGCAUCUCCCCGUGGUCACUGCGACGCGUAGGUCGGAACGUCAAACGCACCGCGUCUGAGGAGGCCUUGAGGAGACGGCAAGCCCCGCCCUCUGCUCGGCGGGGGCUUUCAGGACUUUCCGCGGGCACACGGACUUCGGCUGCGAUAUUGAAGGCCCCGGAGAAGGGUCCGCGGCUCUUGAAGCUCGUCCGGAAAGGCGCGCGGGGCAGGGCGAAUCCCCGAGGUAUUUCCGCGCGCAAGCCUAGGAGUGCUCGACCCUCUAUGCGGAUUUGCAGGCUUGAAAACAAAUCCACCGUCGUGCCGCCUCUCGCGAAGGCCAUCGGCCGUCUCCAGCGGGCAGAGGGGACCGAGCUCGGAGCUCCCGAGGCAACUGGGGAGGUGGGCAAAGCGGCCUUCGGAUCGGAGACAGACAAGGCCUCGCCAGCAGAAAAAGUAUCCUCCAUCAGCCGAAGUUCGGGGCACCGCUCCCCGGCGGACGCCCUCGAGCGUCGGCAGGAGACAGGGGUGGUCACCGGCGAAGAGAAGACAACAGUUGCGGCUGUCAGUACCCGGCGACUUGGGAAGAAGGCGAAAACGCCCUCAGGAUCUGAGGACGAGACACAGAGACAGCAACGAGGGAGACGCGCGCGGGAUGAGAAUCCUGCGUCACCUGGCCUCGAGGAUAUCGCACAGGCAGCUGCCACUCCAGCAAGCGACUCGAAUGAUAAGGGGAAAGGGAAGGCAAACGUUUUUCCAGAAGGUCUCAUGCAUUCGCUUGUCAAUCCGCGGUUCACGACCCAUGCCUCCAUGAUUGGAAGCCGUUCGGCCGCGGACGGCUUCAAGGUGACCCCGUUGAGUCCCGCGUUGGACUCCUGGAGCCCGAUCAGCGAUGGUCUUGAGGAGCGAGGCGACGCCGACCUCUUCGCGCCGUUCCACCAAGGCGCGAGUUCCCUUUCGGCCACAGCUCUCGAGACUCACCGGCCGUUGCCUCCCUCGCUGCUGGGCCUGCAGACCUGCGUGGGCCGCGCGGAUUCGAGACCUGAUGCGCGGUCGACGGAGCAGCAGGGAUCCACAAGGCGCCUCGCCUCCGUUCUCUUUGAGGAGACUUCUCUGCGGGAUACGUCUAGCGUGUCAGAAGAGCUUCGGACCUUCCUUGAGGCUACGAGGGCUCUAGAGGAAGAGAUCCCCAUUCCUGGCGACGGUGCAGACAGUUCGCCCAGCUCCAGUUCGUCGAGACCGUCUCUGCGCUGGUCCUCACUCGGUUUCCAAGAGGAAGCAUGCACCUUGGAGAAGCACAGUCGAAGCCACAGCGAAGCAGAAGACAACGGUGGCCUCAUGGCUUCUGACGAGUGUUCUCUUCCGCGGCAGUCUGGGGAAACCGACGGGGGUUCGACUGCUUCAUUCGAGACGAAUGCCCAGUCCGCGGAAGGCGAAGGGAGGCGCGACCAGAAUCUCCACAACUCGAGCCAAGGCUCGUCCAUGCAGAGGCACUCCGGGACCCAGACUGUUGCAGGAGCUGCUCUGCAGAGAAUUGCACUGCGCGUGAGAGCAGAGGAAGCUGCGUCUCGGGAGCGCGAGCGGAAGGCGAAGGAAAAACAGUCCCCAACACAGGUCAGUGCCCCCGUUUCGUCCACGAUCGCUUCGUCGGCCUCACACACCGCCGGCGUUCCGAUGCCCAAGCCUAGAUCCGGAUUUGAAGCGCAUCCAUUGGCGGGGGGGUCGAACUGCUUUGCGGCGAAAGCAGCUUCAGCGCUCUCUCAGCCACUGCCAGCAAGUCGCGUCCCCGUCGCAUCCCUGGGGGACCAACAGACGCGCGUCCAGGGUCUGCCUCGCCAGCAAACCUCCGCUCUGGACGCGGCGAGGACGCGCGCAUCUCCGCAGUUUUCUCAGGGAGUGGACGGGGAAGGCAGGGCAUCCGAGGCGCCACGGUCCGUGCUGUGCGUCGGACCGGCGCAAGGGGUUUCCGCUGGAGGCGUUAGAGAGUCAGUGGACAACCGGCGAAAUUUGGAAAGAAUCAGUCACGGAUUCCAGGUCGGUAACCCACUAAUAGGAUCGGUGUCUCUUGCCCCCCCACCGAGGUACCUGAGUAUCGGAAGAGACUGCGUUGUGCCAGGAGCUGAGUCGUCUCUUCUCACUCAUGGUCUUGCUCCACCACGCACGACUCUGAGGCAGCCUUCGGGGGCGACCUUGCCCCUGAGAGCCUUUGCGCCCGCGGUGUCUCCGCUCUCGGGAGUUUCGGUUGCUGUGCGCCAAACCGACAGAGCGUCGAGUCCCCCGCUGACGCGGCCUGGGUACCCGCUGCAUGCGCCGCCGGAGAGGGCGUCGCUGCAGGCCGGCUGCGUGGGCACAGCUGGACGCCUGGGAGGCCUCGGCACCCGCUUCGCGGCUGUCCAAGCGUCUCCAGCGCUGGCGCCGGCAGCGCCUGUCGCCUCAGUGUCUGCCUUUCCCCCUGUCUCGGUCUCGCUUUCUGGCGGUUUGGGGUCUGGGCGCUUCGGGUAUGAUUGCAUGCGCGACACCGCCUCGAGUCCUCCUCCCUUGAGCGCCGAAGAGAGUUUCCCUCCUCUCGUUCCGAUUUCUCUCCCACCGCGAACUCUGCAGCCGAAGCAGCUGUCAGCUGUCGUCGGGACCCACCGACGCCCGCUCGAGAAAAGCGAAGGCCGCGCGACAGCACCGUGGCGUGUGUGGGGUGCCAGACCUGCAGAGACGGAGAAGCAGCGGGGCGUCUUCACGGACGCAGUGCCUGCCCGACAGACCGUCGCUUCGAGAUCCUCUGGCGCCUCAGUCGCUGAGAGCGGGAGGACAGGACCGACUGAGACGGAGCGGACGCAAGCGGGGGAGGGGACUCAGGGCAGAGAGCUGCCUUCCUGGGUCUCGCCUCCCUGCUUGGUUAAGAACCAUCUGUUCGCAGAAAGGGACAACGGCCUGUCUUCAGUCUCCGGGAUGGUGUAUGCACCGACCGGAAAUUCUCAAGGAUCCAACGACGAGCGAGAGGCAAAGAAGACACGACAAACGAAUGAGAUAAGAGGAUAUUCAUGAAAGACCGAAGGCGAAGACAAAUCUCUGUCAACGGCGAAUUCAAGCUCUCUUGUCUCUCGUUCGCCACUCAGUCAUUUUUCAUCGACCGAGACGAGACAGGCCAGCCGCCUUUCUUUGGGGUCUCCCUCCCGCAUUCCUGCCUCGGAGUCUCCUCGUCGACAUCUUCUGCCGAGAAGAAGUCGUUUUUGAUUCGCACGCAAAUCCUGCGUGAGCGCGCGGAUGCGAGGCCGGAGUGCCCCUCGGUGUGUUUGAGAAGUGAGUGCGAGAUUCGCUAACAGUUCUCGCUCUAGGAAUGUAAGCGCGUUUUUUCGCAAAAGCUUCUGCUGCACGCACGACGUUUUUCAGUGUCCCUGCGUUUCGGUCUGUUUCAAGGACCUGUCUCUCCACGUAUUCAAACACUCUCGCAUGCCAACGCGUGAGAGUCCCGCCGAAAGAAAGAUCUCGCAUUCGAGCUCCCGCCUGAAGAGUCGCCUCUGUUUUUCUGUUUGUGGCGAGGAGCGGCGCUAAGCUCCCCCAGGAGCUCAUUUUUCCUCGAAAAACGAAGCAGAGUAAACAAUCGAAACUAGAGGGACGCGAGGUCGGCAUAGAGAAUGCCACUGCAACCGAAGCAAAAGACGAGAGGCCAGAGAGACGCAGAAAAAAAAACAAGAGCGACAUGGGUACCGGACUCAGAGCGCGAGUGACAUGGUUUUUCGGUGUAGCAAGACAGCAGAGAAACGCGUUUUCAAGAGAUUACGAAAACGGAGGGGAAAAAUAGAGGUCCAGUGAUGAUGUCUUUCAUGGUGUCCUUUCCUUUAAAACGCCCAGCAGCUCAGACUCUUGUCCUCCGGUGAAAAUAAUUCGCAGAAAAUUAAACUGGAGCGAAUCCUUCUCACUCUAUGCAUUCUCACCGUCGAC
Molecule: messenger RNA, 8771 nt
Organism: Toxoplasma gondii ME49
Lineage: Eukaryota; Apicomplexa; Conoidasida; Eucoccidiorida; Sarcocystidae
Exons: 2
Coding region: 1083-7874 (2263 amino acids)
Source: RefSeq, a predicted model, not a curated record